This is a messenger RNA of Anguilla rostrata (American eel), 987 nucleotides long. RefSeq names its product rap guanine nucleotide exchange factor 6. Lineage: Eukaryota; Metazoa; Chordata; Actinopteri; Anguilliformes; Anguillidae. Bases 675 to 959 code for a protein of 94 amino acids. The transcript has 4 exons. The record is from RefSeq and is a predicted model, not a curated record.
CCCACAAGCUUUCCUCCGUCAGUCACCAUGGUGGCACAAAGCAGUAAGACCUGGCUCUCGCCUCGUCAUCUUUACUAAACAAAAAAAGAAGAGAAUAUUACCUUGCUUUGUGGAUACGCGCGUUUACAUGUACUGGCUCAUAGAUCGCCUCAAUGGGCAAACGUUUCUCGACUGAGUUUUAUCUGUUUUUAUAAAGCGACAAUCCGGAUUUGUUUCAAAGGGAGAAUGCAGACGAGAAGGGACUAGCUAGCUAACCAGCUAGCCUUCCCGGCGUCUGGAUAAACGGGACGAUUUAUUGAGUUUUUACUCUUUCAACUCUUUGGUUGAUUCACUCCCUGGCAAACUCAAGGAGAUCGUAACAAACAUAUUUGUCGCGACUAAAGCCGGAACAAGGGGCACAACCUUGGUGGAUCCCGGAGCAUUCCUCUGGGAUCGGGAGCUGGAGGAAAUAUACCCCGUGGCUCUGGGCUUGGCCUGGGGGGAACAUAGCGCACCUUCGUGGGAUUUCUGAAGUGUGAUAACGAAGGAAAAGAAAAGAACAGCGAGAAUUUAAGAGACAGCUAACUUAGCGUUAGCUUUCUGGCUACGACAGCGCUCUGCCGAGGAGUGCAGUUGAUUACGAUUUUAAAAGUGCUUUUUGGCUUGUGCUUUUUAUUUGUUUUAAUUCAAGAAGAAUGGCGUCUUACGUGGAUAACAGUUUCAGACAGGCGGUCAUGAAAAACCCAGCCGAAAGAACGCAACAGGACCUGGAGAUCGUGUACUCCUACCUGCAUGGGAUGGAGGCCCUGUCCAAUCUCAGAGAGCACCAGCUGAGGAUGAUGUGUGAAACAGUGCGCUAUGAGAGGCACGAAGCCAACGAGGUGUUGUAUUAUCCUGAUGACAUUGGCACCUGCUGGUACAUCCUCCUGUCUGGCUCAGUGUUCAUCAAAGAGUCCAUGUUUCUGCCCAGAAGCAGGUGAGCCGUCCAACCUCAACUGCAUGUGCUAU